Hyalella azteca is the source of this 915-nucleotide messenger RNA. Its product is annotated as plasma membrane ascorbate-dependent reductase CYBRD1. NCBI's taxonomy places the organism in Eukaryota, Metazoa, Arthropoda, Malacostraca, Amphipoda, Hyalellidae. The record is from RefSeq and is a predicted model, not a curated record. Bases 56 to 853 code for a protein of 265 amino acids. Gene Ontology annotation, molecular function: oxidoreductase activity. The transcript is spliced from 4 exons.
UAUUCGUCUCCCCUCGGGCAGUCGCAGUCAUCACGUGUACAGUAGCGAGGGCUCCAUGACACGAGGCUGGUCGUGUCUGUUCUACCUGCUGGUGUUCCUGACGGAGGUGUUGCUCUUCGGCGUGCUGAUCCUGUCGCUGGUGUGGGUGUACCUCUUCAGGGACGGAUUCGCAUGGAACGAGGAUGUCGCUAAACAAUUCAACCUGCACCCUGUACUCAUGAUCACUGGCUUCAUCUUCCUCAUGGGAAAUGCCAUGCUGGUGUACCGACUGUUCCGGUGCUGCAACAAGCUGGCUAGCAAGAUCCUGCACACAUUCCUCUACCUGCUGGCAGUGCCCUGUAUCGUGGUUGCAACCAUCGCCGUCUUCGACAACCACAACUUGAGGAACCCACCCAUCCCCAACCUGUACUCCCUACACUCCUGGUUGGGGCUGGUCACUAUGGGGCUUUUUGCUCUGCAGGUAACAAAAACGUUCGUGGUUGGGUUCUUCAGUUUCUGGAUCCUGCUGUGCUGCGACCAGGGCACCUCCAACUUCAGGGCCAACCUUCUGCCUAUCCAUUCCACCUUCGGCAUCAUCACCUUCAUGCUGGCUGUAGCCACGGCCGUAUCCGGGUAUACAGAGAAAGCCAUCUUCUCUCUGAAGUCGGACUAUGCCCAGCUGGUAGACGAGGCGUGGUAUAUCAACGCUCAGGGCAUCAGUCUGGUGGCGCUUGCCAUCCUGAUGUGCUUUCUGCUGUUCUCGCACACCUUCUCUAGACGCACGAGUCCUGUGGCCUUCGUCGAGCCUCCCUCCUCCAACAACCAUUAUGUUAUGACCCAGAAGAGCUACUAUUAUAGGGAGCACGACCCUUGAUGCACACAACAUGCCUGUUUGUCGUUGUCAAAGUGACGUUUAACCGGCCGUAUUAUUGCCGC